AUGGAACCUAUUACCCUUGAGAUUCCUAGUGGAGAAGAUAUUGCGGAGAGUAUAAUCAAUUAUGCACGGCACCGCCAAGUCAGCUUAACAGUGUUGAGUGGCUUCGGCCCUAUUUCAAGCGUCACCCUUGCCCCAAAUUUAUCCAUGGAAGGACCAUUUCAGAUGACAUCGCUAUACGGAACGUAUAUCAAUGCUGAUUGUGAUGAUGUUCCCCCACGGUUCAUCGCUAAUCCACCACAUUCAUCAUUUUCAGUUGUCUUCACUGACAAUGAUGGAAAGGUGUUUGGAGGAAUUGUUGGAGGGGAAGUUAUUGCUGCUGACGUAGUUUACGUUAACGUUGUUAUUGUCAAUGGUUUUGACUUUGAUGUUGUGGAUGAUGAUGGUUCAACUCAGAGUGAUAGCGACUAG
Messenger RNA from Trifolium pratense (red clover), 408 nucleotides. Its product is annotated as AT-hook motif nuclear-localized protein 2-like. Gene Ontology annotation, cellular component: nucleus. Bases 1 to 408 code for a protein of 135 amino acids. NCBI's taxonomy places the organism in Eukaryota, Viridiplantae, Streptophyta, Magnoliopsida, Fabales, Fabaceae. Gene Ontology annotation, molecular function: minor groove of adenine-thymine-rich DNA binding; DNA-binding transcription factor activity. The record is from RefSeq and is a predicted model, not a curated record. The transcript has a single exon.